Molecule: messenger RNA, 2968 nt
Organism: Strongylocentrotus purpuratus (purple sea urchin)
Lineage: Eukaryota; Metazoa; Echinodermata; Echinoidea; Camarodonta; Strongylocentrotidae
Gene: idh1
Product: isocitrate dehydrogenase [NADP] cytoplasmic
Exons: 10
Coding region: 117-1346 (409 amino acids)
Biological process (GO): isocitrate metabolic process
Cellular component (GO): peroxisome; cytosol; mitochondrion
Molecular function (GO): NAD binding; isocitrate dehydrogenase (NADP+) activity; magnesium ion binding
Source: RefSeq, a predicted model, not a curated record
GAUCUUUUUGCUCUAGAUAUAGCUGCCGUGUAGUGAAUCAGAACGUUCUUCACUCAAAGUCACUCGUUAGUCAAGCAUUUUUGUGACUGUAUCGCAAUAUUCCAAGAAAUAUCACCAUGUCUAAGAUUCAAGGAGGAACCGUUGUUGAGAUGCAAGGAGAUGAGAUGACAAGGAUCAUAUGGGAUGACAUCAAAGAGAAGCUCAUCCUUCCAUUCAUUGAUCUCAACAUACAGAGUUAUGAUCUCAGCAUUCAGAAUAGGGAUGCUACGGAUGAUAAAGUGACUGUAGAGUGUGCAGAGGCCAUCAAGAAGUGUAAUGUUGGCAUUAAAUGUGCUACUAUUACCCCUGAUGAGAAGAGAGUUGAAGAAUUCAACCUGAAGAAGAUGUGGAAGUCACCUAACGGUACGAUCCGAAACAUCCUGGGAGGCACCGUGUUCAGGGAAGCUAUCAUCUGCAAGAACAUUCCUCGACUGGUUGUGACAUGGAACAAACCUAUCGUCAUUGGCCGUCAUGCUCACGCUGAUCAGUACCUAGCCACUGACCUUGUCGUACCUGGCAAGGGCAAGAUGGAGAUGAAGUUCACUCCAGCGGACGGCAGUGAACCUCAAACAUUCACCAUUCAUGACUUCAAAGAUGGCGGUGGCGUUGCUAUGGGAAUGUUUAACACUGAUGUCUCCAUUACAAACUUUGCUCAUUGUUGCUUUCGCUUUUCCCUUGAUAGAGGCUAUCCUCUCUAUCUCAGCACCAAGAAUACGAUUCUAAAGCGUUAUGAUGGUCGGUUCAAGGACAUCUUCCAGGAGAUCUAUGAGAAGGAAUACCGGGCAGAUUAUGAGGCCAAGAAUAUCUGGUAUGAGCAUAGACUCAUAGAUGACAUGGUGGCCUUCGCUAUGAAGAAUGAAGGUGGAUUCGUCUGGGCCUGUAAGAACUAUGACGGAGAUGUUCAGAGUGACUCCGUAGCACAAGGCUAUGGAUCCCUUGGUAUGAUGACAUCAGUACUGGUCUGCCCUGAUGGGAAGACAGUCGAAUCAGAAGCUGCUCAUGGCACAGUCACAAGACAUUAUAGAAUGCAUCAACAAGGCAAAGAAACAUCUACUAACUCAGUUGCUUCCAUCUUUGCCUGGACUCGCGGUCUUGCACACAGGGCCAAGUUGGAUAGUAAUGAAGCCCUUGCCAAGUUUUCUACAGCCCUAGAAGAAGCCUGUAUUGAAACUAUAGAGGGGGGUACAAUGACCAAAGAUCUCGCUAUCUGCAUCAAGGGAAUGGCAAAUGUCACCCGUGCUGACUAUGUGAACACCUUUGAAUUCAUUGAGAAAGUAGCUGAGAUUGUUGCUGCUAAGUGUAAUUGACUAGUAACCAGCAAACUAUGAAAAUCUAGUGGCAUAAUAGGGAGGGGUUCAUGUCAAUCAGAAUAGAAAACAUUGUUUGUUUUUUAAUUUAUUUUUAUUAAGGCAGUCAUUGUAAAAUAAUUGUAGAUGUAAAUCUAUUUUUCUGGUGCUGUAAUAAAGAGUACACAGUAUUUUUAUGAAAUAUCGCAUUUAGUAUGAUAACAGGAACAAUAAUUACGAUUUCAAACAAUGAAUUGUGUUAUUUUUUCAAUGGGCUACAUUAACAAAGAGAUAUUUAAUGCAAAUGAAGCAAGUUGAGAUAAUUGAAGCUAUUUAAACCCUUGAUAUGCAUGUACAAUGUUAUAAUUUGAGUGAUUAUUGUCUGUGUAUUUAGCUCUAGUGACGUUUACUCCAAUUGCAAUAUUGGUUGCCUUGCUGAAUCUCUCAAAUGCGAUAUCAUAUCAGUUGAUGCUGCAGUAUCUAUAAGUACAUAUACAAAGAGCAUAGGCAGAGAUACACUUAGUGUACCGACAUGCCAAAAUACUCUACAAAUACAGUUGGUUUUAUUAGGGCUAUUUCUUGUACGCUUGGUCUUGUAGUUUUUAAAGUAAUUGUUUGUGUGUGAUUCUUUUUUAAUUGUUUUCUUGUUAUUUAGUUUACCUAGGCUGUAUGUAGUGGAAGGUUCUUUUUAGAUAUAUAAUAUAUAUGUAUUUGUGCAACAGUAAUUAAUAUUAAUAGCUUUCACAUUCCUUUAAUGUUUCUUAGUCAAAUAAUGAUAUGAUAACAGCAGUUUGGCAUUGGACAUUUUAAUCAAGUAUUCCUGAACAUGCUUACUGAUGUGUAAAUAAAUGUACCUGCCACCCCCCUCCCCCUCCCGACAUUCCUGUUACCAAUUCUCUUUUUAGUUUGUAUCAUCCAUUCAAGUAUUUACUUCAGGAAAGUGGUAUCACCAAUAUAACCAUUUCUAUGGAUGAUAUAUCAAUUCAGCAAGCAAGCCUGACAUCUGUACUGACAAGAUUUUGUUUAUUGUCUCUACACUUGGUUUUUGUGAUUUAAAGAGGGACUCUUUACCAUAAGAGAAUAUUGACCAAGGCAUUGAGCUUCCAUUUAAACUGUAAAUUCAUGUAUUCAUUCUUGUAUGUGUAUGGAUCUUUUGACACAAACAUCAUUCAGUAUGCAUUGCUGUAUUGUAAAAUAGUUGACCAAUGUGACAUUAUGUAUUACUCCCAUAGCCUGUACUCUUACCAUCCCAGUCUAUUAGAAUUGAUUUCAUAAAUGAAAUCCUCUUUGGAGUUAGACUGCUUGAAUAAGGUCCUUUCCUGUUGGUAUACUUUUAAGGCAGUGUGAGUGAGUGUAAAUCUGAUAGUUAGAAGGACAUUAAAGCCCCUGCAGCUACUUGCGCCCUCUAUAUAGCAAACGAUGCCUAAUCGGUACCCGUUGGUCCCCCUUUUCUUAUGUUAAAUGAGAGCUGAGUUGAUGAGAUAACCACCUGUCAGUAACCAUGCAGGGAGGUCUAAUCCCUCAGGGCCAAACUAGUGCAGACAGGCUUUAACACUAUGUACGUCAUACAUUCCUCUCUUACAGUGGUGACAAGUUUACAAUAUUAAAGAGAAGGUUGAGUUCUGGGAAGAGGUAAACAAUAA